AUGGUAUCCUGCCCCAUCUGUGGGAAAUCGGUCUCCCAGUUGAAGAUCAACGACCAUAUUGACUCCGACUGCCAAAGCUUCAUCGAGGAACCAUCUUCCUCUCCGGCCGAAUCGUCUUCCCAAAAGGGCCCUGUGCCAAGUAUUUUUCAACCGGCAUCAGCCCGCAAGGCGUCUGCUCACUCCAGCCUUUCCAAAGACUCCCCGUCUCGUCCGACCUCGACUCCGCGCCCCCUCAACGGCAAGAGAUCAUUCGUGCAGGAAGCGGAGCAGGAUCGCAAUGGGCCCACACAACCUGUGGGAGAAUCAAUGGAGCCGCAGGCGAAACGUCCAAAGGUGAAUGCGUUCCAGAAAGCUGCUCCGCUUGCGGAACGCAUGCGGCCCAAGACUCUCGACGAAGUCUGUGGCCAGGAACUUGUCGGCUCCAAUGGAGUCCUGCGUGGGCUCAUUGAACAAGACCGAGUACCCAGCAUGAUCUUAUGGGGCAGCGCAGGAACUGGCAAGACGACAAUUGCCCGAGUCAUUGCGUCUAUGGUCGGCAGCCGGUUCGUGGAGAUCAACAGUACAAGCACGGGAGUUGCCGAGUGCAAGAAGAUCUUCACCGAGGCUCGCAGUGAGCUUGGUCUAACCGGAAGAAAAACAAUUAUUUUUUGUGACGAGAUCCACCGGUUCUCCAAAUCCCAGCAGGAUGUCUUUCUGGGACCCGUGGAAAGCGGCCAGGUCACGCUGAUUGGCGCCACGACCGAGAACCCGUCUUUCAAAGUGCAGAGCGCACUGCUUUCACGGUGCAGGACCUUUACUCUAGCCAAGCUGACUGAUGAGGACGUCAACUCUAUUCUUCAUCGGGCGCUCAAGGUGGAAGGCCCCAGCUAUUCGCCCUCAGAAUUGGUGGAUGACGAGUUGGUUCAGUAUCUGGCCAACUUCGCGGAUGGGGAUGCUCGGACCUCCCUCAAUCUCUUGGAAUUGGCUAUGGAUCUAUCAAAACGACCAGGAAUGACCAAGGAGGACCUGAAACGGUCCUUGACCAAGACAUUGGUGUACGAUCGGGCUGGCGACCAGCAUUACGAUACCAUCUCGGCAUUUCACAAGUCGCUUCGAGGGAGUGAUCCAGACGCGGCUCUGUACUACCUCGCGCGCAUGAUUCAAUCUGGAGAAGACCCAUUGUACAUCGCGCGACGCCUUAUUGUUGUCGCGUCGGAGGACAUUGGCCUAGCCGAUAACACCAUGCUGACGCUGGCAAUCUCCACGCAUUCGGCUGUCGAAAAGAUUGGGCUACCGGAGGCUCGAAUCAAUCUGGCCCAUGCCACUGUGGCCAUGGCGCUGUCGAAGAAGAGCACGCGGUCCUAUCGUGGGCUUAACAACGCAUUUGCGGCACUGAAUGAGCCAGGCGUUGCAGGCUUGCCGAUCCCCAUCCACCUACGAAAUGCACCUACCAAACUCAUGAAGGAAAUGGGAUAUGGCAAGGAGUAUAAGUACAAUCCGAACUAUGUUGAUGGCCGGGUACAGCAGGAUUAUCUUCCAGACAAGCUACUGGGCCGCAUGUUCCUGGAAGAUCUGGACUUGGGCGAGCGGAGAGAUCCUGACCUGAACCGUACCUGA
Penicillium alfredii is the source of this 1596-nucleotide messenger RNA. Its product is annotated as ssDNA-dependent ATPase MGS1. The transcript has a single exon. Gene Ontology annotation, cellular component: nucleus. The record is from RefSeq and is a predicted model, not a curated record. Gene Ontology annotation, biological process: DNA-templated DNA replication; regulation of DNA repair; DNA repair. NCBI's taxonomy places the organism in Eukaryota, Fungi, Ascomycota, Eurotiomycetes, Eurotiales, Aspergillaceae. Gene Ontology annotation, molecular function: ATP hydrolysis activity; DNA binding; enzyme activator activity. Bases 1 to 1596 code for a protein of 531 amino acids.